UUAUGAUGCCUCACAAGUCACAGCUAAGCUAAGCUGAGUAAACUUACUAUUGACCAAAGAAUAUGAUAUAUAUCAGAUCCAUUCAGUUGCUUCAUCUCUUUGAGAUUCUGAAACAUAGAUUUUAUUUUGCUCAGCUCAACUCUGAUAGAUCCAUAUAUCUUGAAUAUAAUAUAAUGGAUUUCGUUCUUAUCACUUCUCUACUAAAUACAGUAGAGAUUAAUCUACUGUGUUCUUUUGAGAGUUGGCGGACGGCAUCUUUGUGUUACAUGAUUCGAAAUUUGCAAGCCUUUUUGGAGGAUUCUCACAACAAGAAGACAAGGAGAGCCUUGGAGUCAGAGAUAGAUCAUAGGGGUGGCUCGCGAUGCAGAAGACAAAAUCGAACCAGAAUUACAUCAACUUUAUUUGAUGUACAAGCUAAGCAGUCAGGCCGCAGAGUUAACCCUCCUCAGACUCUUUAUCAGACCUUGGAACAAGUAAAUCGAAAAAUUAAAUCAAUUGGACGGAGAAUUCAGAUUAUGAGCAAAAUCAGCAUAGUUACAUCAAUUGAAGGGAGGAAUAUUCAUAUUGAGAGCAAAAACAACCAUUCUGCUGCAGAGCCGCAAAGAAGAAACAGAAUAGAGAAUAUCCAAGUUGCUAGUUUCUCUAAACGUUCUUCUUCAAUGCCCGAGAAUAAUGUAAUGGUAGGAUGUGAAGAUCAAUUUGAUACCAUAGUGUGCAAGCUCACUUCACUAUCAAAACCACUCCAAGUCAUCUCACUUGUGGGGAUGGGAGGCAUCGGCAAGACUACUUUGAUUAAAAAAGUCUAUAAAGAUCCAACAAUUGUUAGUUAUUUUGAUGUUCGAGCAUGGGCUACAAUAUCUCAACACCAUAACCUCACACAAAUGCUCAUUGGCCUUCUCAGUUCUAAUGUUACCAAUGGAGUAGACAACAAUCAUCUUGCAAAUCAACUGCGUCAAAAGUUGAUGGGUCAGAGAUACUUAAUAGUUAUGGAUGAUAUAUGGGACACCAAGGCAUGGGAUGACAUCCAAAGAUGUUUUCCAGAAAACUUCAAUGGAAGUCGAAUAUUGUUGACUACACGGCUCAAACAAGUGGCUGAAUAUUCUGCAGGCUCAGGUAACAAUAAUCUUCAUUACAUGCGCUUCCUAAAUUCCCAUGAAAGUUGGAGUUUAUUUUACAAGAAAGUAUUUGAAGAAAGAAAUGUCUCCAUUGAAUUUGAGACAAUGGGUAGAGGUAUUGUUGAAAAAUGUCAAGGAUUACCUCUAACAAUUAUUGUGGUUGCUGGGCUUCUCACCUCAUUCAAUGACCCAUCACCAACCCAGUGGGGGAAUAUUGCUGAAAAUUUGAAUUCAUUUCUUAACACACAUCAGGAAGAAAAAUGUUCAAAAAUACUUUCACUAAGUUAUGACCACUUACCUCUGCACUUGAAAGUUUGUUUUCUAUAUUUUGGUGUUUACCCAGAAGAUAGUAUGAUUUGUGUGAAAAAAUUGAUUAUGCUUUGGGUUGCAGAAGGAUUCUUAAAGUUAGAUAGUGGUAGAACCAUGGAAAAAUUAGGCGAGAUUUACUUGCAGGAUCUUGUAGAUAGAGGUCUAGUUCAAAUUGUUAGGUGGAGUUGUGUUGGAAAAAUCAAGUAUUGUCAUGACCUAUUGCAUAACUUUUUCUUGGGAGAAGCACGGAGGGAAAAGCUUCUAGAUGUUAUAAAUGAAAAUAAUGUUGAGGUGGCUAGAGUUCAAAAUCUUGGAUUAGCAAAAUCUUGGAUACAAAAGCUUCGAUCCAAAACUCGCAUGCUCAAGUCAACAGGUUUGGAUAAAAAACCUUACCGUUGGAUCAGCAAUCGGUCCAUCCAUUUGGAUUCUCCCAUUACUAUUCCUCUCACAUCUCAUCAGGAAUUCCGUUCCAUUCUAUAUUUUCAUAAGGCUUUUGAAUUAUUGGCCAAUUACUCCUCUCAAACAUUUCCCUCCUAUCCUAAAUUGUUAAGGGUGUUGGACUUAAGUCUUUGUGAUUUGGUUGACAUACCAAGUGAAAUAGUGAAUCUUGUUUCUUUGAGAUACUUAGCCUUGAGAACUAAUGCACCCCUUAAAGAUUACAAAUGGGUUAUGCUUCAAUGUUUGAAGACCUUCAUUGUUGAAACCAUUGGACCUAAUGCUCCAGGGGAGGUUUGGGAGUCACCAAUUGAUAUUUUGGACAAUAUGCCCCAACUAAGGCAUGUUAUGUUCCGUAAGUCAUCGGUUUAUCUUCCAAGUUGGAGUGUUCAUUAUAACCUGCAAACUAUCUCUUGCUUAUAUCUAUGUGCUCAGCGUUGUUGGCAUAGUAUGGAAAAUUUCAAAAAAAUUCCACAUGUGAAAAAACUAGGAAUUUACAUUGACAUCAACUCUGUUUCAAAGUCUGAGCUUUUAAGUGAGGGCCCUUCCUGGCCAUAUGAUUGGCUCAAUGUUCUUUGCAAUUUGCAUCAAUUGGAGAACUUAAAAUUGAUCUACCACAAAAAAUUAAUUUUCAAGAUGCCUUUCGACUUCCGACAUCUUUUUCACCAAACUUCAAGAAGUUGACACUUCAACGAACUUGCCUUCCAUGGGAUGAUAUGGUUAUUAUUGCCACAUUGCCCAACCUUGAGGCUCUAAAAUUGAAACAUAAAGCUUUCUGUGGCUCAAAGUGGAAAACAACAGAGAAUGGAUUUUUCAAAUUAAAGUACUUGGAAAUUGCAGUGAUAGAUUUCGAGCAUUGGAGUGCUAGUUUUCCCGUUCUUGAAUGUCUAAUACUUGAUU
Ipomoea nil (Japanese morning glory) is the source of this 2759-nucleotide messenger RNA. Its product is annotated as putative late blight resistance protein homolog R1B-17. Gene Ontology annotation, molecular function: ADP binding. NCBI's taxonomy places the organism in Eukaryota, Viridiplantae, Streptophyta, Magnoliopsida, Solanales, Convolvulaceae. The coding region runs from base 63 to 2543 and encodes 826 amino acids. Gene Ontology annotation, biological process: defense response to other organism. The record is from RefSeq and is a predicted model, not a curated record. The transcript has 2 exons.